Messenger RNA from Lecanosticta acicola, 1971 nucleotides. The record is from the annotation of a GenBank genome assembly. NCBI's taxonomy places the organism in Eukaryota, Fungi, Ascomycota, Dothideomycetes, Mycosphaerellales, Mycosphaerellaceae.
AUGAGGCUCUUCAGCAAACGUCCGGCAUUCCCGGCUCCAUCUCCAGAGCGAACCGAAGAAGAGCGAGCCUUCGUUUUACGACUCGAUAUCUUUCUCCUGACUUUUGGCUGCAUUUCCCAGGUGAUCAAAUACCUGGAUCAACAGAACAUCAACAAUGCCUACGUCUCUGGGAUGCAAGAGGAUCUCAACCUCCAUGGGAACGAACUCAACUACUUCACUACGGCUUUCAAUGUUGCAUACUGCAUCAUGCUCGUCCCUUCGCAGGUGAUAAUGACAUACGUUCGGCCUUCGUGGUGGCUACCGGGUCUGGAGAUCGCCUGGGGCGUCAUGACUGGAUUGAUGGCUAUGGCAACUUCAGCGAAGCAAGUGUACAUUAUUCGGGUCUUUCUGGGGGCAUUUGAGUCGAGCGCAUGGCCUGGUAUGAUGACGCUCUUCAUGCAUUGGUAUACUCCCACGGAACUGGCCAAGAGGAUGGGGUUCUACCAUUCCUGUCAGGCGAUCGGAAACAUGCUGUCUGGGGCGUUGCAGGCUGCUAUUAUGGGCACUAUGGACGGGCAUUCAGGACUUGCUGGAUGGAGGUGGUGAGUUUAUGACAUGCAGUCAACGAUAGGGCAUGUUCUGACGAUAGAGAAAGGCUUUUCGUCGUCAACGCCAUCAUUACCGUGGUCUGGGGUGUCUUUGGAAUCUUUAUGAUCCCGGACUAUCCCAACAAGAGAAAUCCGCAAGCUUUCUGGUUCAGCCGCAAUGACCAAGAACUCGCUAUCUCAAGACUGAUCAGGAACAAGAGGGCAGAGCCAAAGAAAAUCACUUGGGCUGCAGCGAAGCGAUGCUUUUCUUCUUGGGUGGUGUACUUCGUCACGGUGCUCUACGAUGGCAUUGUUCUUGCUACGUACGGCUAUGUCUAUUUUAGCUUGUUCUUGAAAGCGCAGAAGAAGGCCGAUGGGUCUGACAGAUGGUAAGACGAGCUUGCUCCAGGGUUAAAUCUCACUAACGUUCUCCCAGGUCCACGGAGGAAGUCAACAUCAUUCCCGUUGGAGGAGGUGCAAUCAAUGUUGUAUUUGGUAAGAAUUUGGCUCUGGUGAUCCUAGAAGCAAAGGUGGCUAACUCUCGACAGUCUGGAUAUGGGCCAUUUUAUCCGACAUGUUUCAGACUCGCUGGGUUUUUAUUGUAGCGCAGGGUGAGUCCGCAGCACUUUCGCCGGCCCUCACGAUUUUGUCUAACACAUCCUAGGCGUUAUCGGCCUGGUUCCUUGUAUAAUCAUGAGCAUUUGGACCAGCCAUCCCUCUGCUGUACCACUAUCCGCAGCGGUACGUAUCCUGCUCUAGAAGUUCUCAUGUUUACUGAAACUGACUUGUACCAGUAUGCUUCCUACUUCAUCUCAUACAUGACCCUCGGAACCGCACCGCUCAUCAUGGCCUGGCUCUCAGACCUGUAAGCAAGUCCCUUCCACAAACACCAUAAUCGCUCACUCACACGAUAUAUGCAGUAUACCCCAAGAUCCCGAAGUCCGCUCCCUGACGGUAGGCGUCGCGAUCGCCUGUUACUACGCUAUCUCAGCUUGGAGUCAAGUCCUCGUAUGGCCUGCAAGUCAGGCACCGUAUUGUAAGCAACGUCUCUCUCCUCCCCCUUUUUUUCUCUUUUCCCUCAAACAUCUAAUGCCGCAUUCUACAAGAUGAAUACGCCUGGCAAUCCUGCAUCGCCAUCUGGAUCCUCUGCAUCAUCAUGACCUGCAUCCUCCGCUUUGUCGAUGUGAAAUAUCUCCUGCCCAAACGCCUUGCUUUCGCGGCGGGUAUUGAAAGCGGAGAGGUGGAAGUCGCCGGGCAUACCGUUGAUGAUGUGUUGAAGGACGGCGCAAGGAUUGAGAUUGAAGGGCACAACGUCGAUGACGAGGGAUUGAAGAAAUCCGCUCAUGUCAAUGGUAAGGUGGUUGAGGCGAAUAAGAAUGGCGGAGCGCUCGGGUGGGAGUCGUAG